AUGGAGGGCUCCCGCGAGCGCGCUGGCGACCACGCGUCGCCGCCGCACGACACCUCGUUGGCCGCCAUCGCCUUCGGCUCCGUUCCCUCCUCCCUCCUCCUGCCUUCUUCCUCGCCGUGCUCGGGCGGCCGCGUGCCGCAGCCGCCGCGCGACAUCUCGUCGAACGACCACGCCCGGGACGCCUCUCCUCCAACACUCCUCCCGCCGUCCACCUCAUCGGAGCUGCCCUUGCUGUCGCUGGCGGGUGCUGCUGGCUCUGCGGUGGUCCUCUCGACCGCCGUAGCGCCCCAGCCCAACCCCGGUGCCGCUCCUCGCCCUCCUACCCCUGGCGACAAGACUUUGUCCGCUCGCCAUGACGACGACGGCAUCGCCUGCAUCGAGCCCCUGCCUGUGUCCUCUGCGGCCGGCAUGUCGUACCCUUCACCAGGUGCGGCGUUCCUUGACUCCGUACUUUCUUUGCUCCACUCUAUGGUAGCCACUGCUGUGGGUGGCCGGUCGUGCGAGCGUUGCCGGUUUUGGGUGACACCAGGUUCCCUCUCCCCUAGAUUCAACGCUUUCAGCAUCGCUAAUGCCCUCAACUUCAACCUCACCGUUCACCCCGAUCGCUUCUCCAUCUCCAGCCACGGCGGUGGCGUUUUCUCGGCCCUUGCCGCAUCACCGGCGGUGUGCUCGCUUAUUCUUGCCCACCGCUCGGUGCGCCUUGGCAAGUCCGUUUUUCUCCUCCACUGCUCUGCGGGAGAUGCUUCCGAUGCUGCUGCUCGCCUGCCGCCGUGGCCUCCCGCGCCGGCAGCGCCGCCUCUCUCCGCCAGGUCUACGUCGAGUUGUUUGGACGAAGGUAGGGGAAGCCAUGCAGUGGGGCCCGUGGCGCCCCAGGCCGCAUGCACGCUGCGUGAGCCGCUUCGUGGGCUGGUGGUGGGAGUGGGCCCUACUCUGUCCCCCACUAUGCCCACCUUGCCCCGUCACGAGGGAGAAAAAUCGGCUUUUCCUUCCCCCACCUCCCUUGGUCAACCCUCAAUCCUCGGCUCGCCCAUCCCCUCCUCCUCCAUCUCUCCGGAUCCCUGCUGCCAUGACCCCUACCCCGCGAAUCCCGCCGCUGCGGCUCCGCUGACCGACCAAGAUAGCUCGGUCGCUCAUCCCUUUCCCCCGCUCGCCAUCCCAAGCCCUCGCCAUGUCACUCCGACACCUACCUCCUUUUCCCCCACCUUAGCUAGGGCUCCGCCUCGGACCGGUGAGUCCGCCGUUGCUGCAGCAGGGUAUGGACGAUCCGGGCUCCCGGUGUGCGAAUCCACGCCGCCCCGUGAGGUCCUGUCGCUGGGACGCGCGGCGGCUUCCUCUGUGUGCUCUCCCCUUUCCUAUAAGGAUGCCCUCCUCCUCUCUGCUUCUCCUUCACCACCUCGCCGCUCGGAGCGCCUCGUUUUCUCCCCCAUCAAGAACCACCGCCUCUGCUUCCGUUGCCUCUCGCCGGAGCACGGCGCCGGCGAGUGCAGAGACCCCACCAAGUGUGCUGCUUGUGGACGCUCCGGCCACAAGAAGAAAGCAUGUGAGUUGCCUCCCCUUGUCUUCUCUCGUCCCGCCCCGGACCUCUGUUGUCUGGUCUCAUCUCCCCCGUCUGCCCUUCCCUCAUCUCCCCCGUCUGCCCUUCCCUCAUCUCCUCCUCUCUCCCCCAGGUUGUUGGCCGCCCUUGCCCACCCCCGCUCGUGCUCGACAUCGCCCCCGGCCGCCAGGGCCGUCCGGGCCCUGCCUGCCUCGCCGAUGGAGACGCGAAUCGACACGUUCUUCCGUGAGCUGGAGGGACGGAGCUCCCGCUUCCGUCAGCGCCCGCCCGUGCCCUUCCCCAGGGGAGCGGCCGUUGGUGUGUCUCCCUCCUCCUCCGAGCUGGGCACGCUGCGGGGCGCCACGCCGUCUGUCCCUGCUGUGGCUCCGACCCACCGCGGGCCACCGACGUUUGCUCCGCUUCAGGCUCCGGCCUGCACCAGUGCCUCCCCUGCGGCUGCUACUCUCUCCUGGAGCAAUCAUUGCGCUGACCCGCUGCCUCGCCGCGACGACGUCGCCAAAAUCUUCAUGCCGCCCCCGGCCAACGACAACUCCAGUCACCGCGUCGCAUACGCCCUCGUUUCGCCACCCUCCGACUCUCCUGGGUUCCUCCUCCGCCGCGCGUUCGAGGAACGUGGCGGCAACCCCUUCGUCGGGCUGGCGGCCAGCGACUUCGGGGCCAUGCUGGUGCUUUUCCCCUCUGUCGAGGUGCGGGAGGCCACCCUUCAGCUGUUCCCGCUGUAUUUGAUGGCGAUGACAUCUCCUUGGAGAAGCCAGAGGAGGGGGACAACAGGUUCUGCUCCACCUUCUCCUCUUUCGCUCAGCUCUCGGCCACCGGGUUCCCUCUGGAGCAUUGGCAUGAAGGUGGGAUUCGGACAGCAUUUCGCUCCAUUGGUAGCGUAUGCUGCAUCGACCCCCUUUGUCUCAAUGGUUUAG
Molecule: messenger RNA, 2469 nt
Organism: Lolium perenne
Lineage: Eukaryota; Viridiplantae; Streptophyta; Magnoliopsida; Poales; Poaceae
Source: RefSeq, a predicted model, not a curated record